AUGCCUCCCCGACUCCCACGACUCUCACCUGCUCUCUCGAGCUUCCCUCGCAUCAUCUCGCUUCGCGUUACCCUCUCCCGCUACAGCACCAGCAGCGACGAUGCCGUCAUCCAGACUCAACAAGUCCCCGCGCCGGGAUCCGGCAGCAUUCGCGUCCUGCUCCUGAACCGCCCAAAAGCCCGCAACGCCCUCUCCCGGACCCUCCUCGACAACCUGUCCAAGCAGAUCCACUCCAUCGCCGCCGAGGGCGGCACAGGUCCCACCCGCGCCCUGAUCAUCGCCAGCAACGCCGACGCCGCCUUCUGCGCAGGCGCGGACCUCAAAGAGCGAGCGAAGAUGACCAAGGACGAGACGAAUGCAUUCCUCGCCAAACUCCGCGGCACGUUCCACGACCUGGCCGCCCUCCAGAUCCCCACCAUCUCCGCCAUCUCCUCCAUGGCGCUGGGCGGCGGCCUCGAGCUCGCCCUCUGCACGCACCUGCGCGUCUUCGGCUCCUCGGCCAUCGUCGGCUUGCCCGAGACCCGGCUGGCGAUUAUCCCCGGGGCGGGCGGCACGUAUCGUCUCCCUGCGCUGAUCGGGGUCAACCGCGCCCGGGACAUGAUCCUCACGGGCCGCCGGGUGUCGGGUCCCGAGGCGUACUUCCUGGGGCUUUGCGAUCGGCUUGUGGAGAUCCUGCCGGAGGAGGAAGAGAAGGCGGGUGCGGCGCGGGAGAAGGUGCUGCGCGAGAGUAUCAAGCUUGCGCUGGAUAUCUGCGAGGGCGGCCCGAUUGCCAUCAAGCAGGCGAUUCGGGCGGUCGGCGGGUAUCAGCGUGGGGAGGCGGCGGAGAACGAGGCGUACAACGGGGUGAUUGAGACGGAGGAUCGGUACGAGGCGCUCAUGGCUUUUGCGGAGAAGAGGAAGCCUGCGUUUCGGGGGAGGUAG
Molecule: messenger RNA, 921 nt
Organism: Aspergillus thermomutatus
Lineage: Eukaryota; Fungi; Ascomycota; Eurotiomycetes; Eurotiales; Aspergillaceae
Product: putative mitochondrial methylglutaconyl-CoA hydratase (Auh)
Exons: 2
Coding region: 1-921 (306 amino acids)
Biological process (GO): fatty acid beta-oxidation
Cellular component (GO): mitochondrion
Molecular function (GO): enoyl-CoA hydratase activity
Source: RefSeq, a predicted model, not a curated record